This is a messenger RNA of Penicillium alfredii, 1896 nucleotides long. RefSeq lists its product as uncharacterized. Gene Ontology annotation, cellular component: site of double-strand break. The record is from RefSeq and is a predicted model, not a curated record. The transcript is spliced from 2 exons. Lineage: Eukaryota; Fungi; Ascomycota; Eurotiomycetes; Eurotiales; Aspergillaceae. The coding region runs from base 1 to 1896 and encodes 631 amino acids.
AUGGCGGAAGUUCGGCCUUCACCUAGGCGGAGCGCGUCCUCCCACGCGUUUGAGAGCAAGCUCAGCCAGCAACUAUCGCAGCCUGGUCAUCCCGAUCUCAGUCGCCCAUUGGAGGCUCCGUCGCACUCCCCCAAGUCACGUUCAUUGUCCGAUGCCUCUAGGCCGCCCUCUUUCACCCAGCCCUCCACGGGUGAUUUGAGCCGUCCGCCUAGCAAAGAUGAUACUGCAAUUUCCUCGCUGCCUGCAACACCCAGACGGUCCGGUCUUCAACCUCCAGUCCUUUCCUUAAACCUUCCGUCGAAAUCGACUCCUUCCCCCUCACUCACCACCCGCGCUCCUCUCUCCCCCAAGCUUGAUUCCUCUCACAUCUACAGCUCCCCAGGCUCAGUGCUUCCACGACGGUCUCGUGGCCUAGACUUUUCUCGUGCUUGCACCAAUCUACACCAUUCGAUCCUCGCCGAGUCCUCUCCCGAUUCAUCACCUACCAUUGGGGGCCGGGGUAUGACGAUCCCGCAGCGUCGCGAGUCGCCUGGGUCGACCUCUGUCCCACCUUUCUCGACGUCGGGUCCUGCAGAUCGUGCAACAAUCUCGAGCUCUGUUUCGAGUGUGAACAUGAUGGAAUCAGACACCAGCAGUAGUGAAGAGGACGAUGAGCCCAUGAUGGGUGAUCGCGACGACAUCAUGAUCACUAACACGCCGCAGGCGUCGCGGCUGGCCAGUGGGCCGAGUCCCUUUGCGACGGGCAAUAUUCAAAGUCCCGGCAACGAAUGGAAUGGCGGUUAUUCACAGGCUGCGGCCAGUCUCAUGAGCUUCCAGCGGGCACGGUUCCGCAAAGGACGCAGUCGACACAGCUCCAGCAGCGCGAGCGGCAACAGCUCCAAGCCCAGCCCAGGUCCCCACUCUCCUCCGGUCAUGAAAAGUGUGGAGAACCCGAAUGGAGGGUACUUCGGCCCGCGUCAGACCGCCAAUGGGCGACGUGAGAGUUUGAGCAUGGGCACCCGCGACCUGCGCCUAUCAGACCUGAGCGACGACGGGGAAUAUCGCGCAGCCCGUAGUGGAAGUCCAACUGCUGCGCGUUCGGAAUCUGGUCCCUUGGGAGUAAUCCGUCGUGCAGUUACCCGACGAGGAAGCCUACUGCCGAAAACCAAAACUUUUGCUCGUAUCCGUGCCGCUCUGAUGGAAGAGGGUGCGCCCGUCGACAGCGACAUGAAACGGGAAGCAGAAGUCAUCCGGCAGGUCCGCGACACCGAACCUGAAACAUCUCCUACUCUGAGUACUUUCCCAUCACUUCAGCCAUCGAAUCAUUGCAGUGCGCAAGACCUAGAUGACGGCCCCGCCAAAUCCAGCUCGACGAACUCCAAUACGAGCAGCUUUGGCAAGCAGGCUACUCGCAACUCGGGAGGUGUAGAAUUUUGGAAUUCGUUUGACGAGCGCUAUCGAACCCCGCCGCCCCUGCGCCAGAUGGGUGCCUCUUCUGCUCCUGAUGAUGAUAUAUCGAUGGACAUGACGCCGUCGACGACGAUCGGGUCGAUUGCGCCCGACUCUGCCAAACCACGAUCUCGCUCAUCGACCCCACAUCCCCCAGCGGCCAUCGGGGAACUGCGGCGCAAACGGCGUCGCGAAGAUGACUUUGACCCCAAUCUUUUCAAGCGCCGAGCUGUCUCCCCCAGCGUGAGCGCCCAGAGCAGUCCGGUGUUGGCCAACUCCUCUACUGUGAAUGACACCGGGCCGAAUAUCUGGGGUCCCCCUGCGAAGCCGGGGCUUGGUGCGCCUUUCUCCGAGCGACCCAGCACGGAGAAUGGCAACCGAACCACACCUCAUGGGACUGCAAAACGCGUGGGGUUGCAGGGGAUGACCGAGGCCAGCGACGGGUUUAUGAAUAUGAGCAUCGAUUAA